AUGGCUGUUCUAGACUUGAACGAAGCAUCCCCGUCCGACAAUGAAAUUGGGGCCCGUGAUGAGGCCAUCAUCGAUCGCAAAAUAAUUCCACGCAGAGGACACACUAAAUCGAGGAGAGGCUGUGUCACUUGCAAGCGAAGAAGGGUCAAGUGCCCUGAAAAUACCCCCGUGUGUCGCAACUGUGAGCGCCUCGGUCUAUUUUGCCAGUAUGGGGCUAUGGGUGACUCGGGGAGUCAUCCCUCGGCGCCAUUGCAGUCCACCGGUGGUCACUUCUCAAUCGGCGACUUCCAACUAUUCCAUCACUUUGUUCUUUAUGCGUAUCCUCCGCUACCAAUACGGGGCAAAGCGGUUUGGGACGGCGUAUGCCAGUUUUCUCACGAAUUUGACUUCUUGAUCCACGCCAUGCUCGCGUUGUCCGCGUCACAUUUCGAUCUGUGCAGUGGCAGUGAGGGGCAUAAAACACAGGCACUCUCUCACCGUACCACCGCUAUCGCCCGGAUUAACAAGGCCCUCGACAGCCCUGUCAUGUCAGGCGCUAGGGGUGAUGCCCUGUACGCAGCACUCAUGGUUCUUGCGUUUCAAUCGUCCUAUAUGUCUGAUGGCAUGCUCGAGAUAUAUCCCAUGAUCCGCGGAUGUAUGAUGAUGAUCAAAUCGGCAUCAGUCAACCUGUCAUUGUUUCGUCAAUUCACAGUACAAGACCACGAAGAACAGGUUCGAACUAUUCUCCAGAGUGAACCUUUGAGCGACCAUAGCUCUCCUCCCCUGAAAUUAUUAUUGGAAUCUCUUAGAGCCAUACGCCCUCUGUGUCAAACCAAACUUGAAAUUGAUUAUUUCGGCACAGUCGAGAAUAUCAUCACUAUGGCAACUUAUUCUCAAGUCUUCUCGUUUUUCGAAGCAUAUCAGGUGUUUAGUCAGCCAACGCAAGAAGAGUUUAACGCUUUUAUGAGCCCAGGAAACUAUGUCGCUCAACUACUAAUGAUUCACUUUUUCAUCGUCGAAUAUGUUGUGGGGCUGAAGAUGAUACCGUCUAUAUUGAGUUCAAUGCGGUUCAAGCCGGAUAUCAUUAGAGCGUGGGUAACUGAGGUCAAAAGCAUUCUACCAAAAGAUUAUAAGUGUUAUAUGGCCUGCCCCAUGGAAUUCAUUGCUAUGGGAUGUUGUAAUAUCGUUUGA
Messenger RNA from Clonostachys rhizophaga, 1170 nucleotides. NCBI's taxonomy places the organism in Eukaryota, Fungi, Ascomycota, Sordariomycetes, Hypocreales, Bionectriaceae. The record is from the annotation of a GenBank genome assembly.